Molecule: messenger RNA, 735 nt
Organism: Lipotes vexillifer (Yangtze River dolphin)
Lineage: Eukaryota; Metazoa; Chordata; Mammalia; Artiodactyla; Lipotidae
Gene: CTHRC1
Product: collagen triple helix repeat containing 1
Exons: 4
Coding region: 1-735 (244 amino acids)
Source: RefSeq, a predicted model, not a curated record
AUGCGCCUCCAGGGCCCCGCCACCGGCUCCCCGCAGCGGCUCCUCGUCCUCCUGCUGCUCCUGCUGCUGCAGCUGUGGGCGCCGUCUAGCGCCUCCGAGACCCCCAAGGGGAAGCAAAAGGCUGUGCUCCGGCAGAGGGAGGUGGUGGACCUGUAUAAUGGCAUGUGCUUACAAGGGCCCGCAGGGGUGCCUGGGCGAGAUGGGAGCCCUGGGACCAAUGGCAUCCCUGGCACCCCUGGGGUCCCAGGUCGAGAUGGAUUCAAAGGAGAAAAGGGGGAAUGCCUGAGGGAAGUCUUUGAGGAGCCCUGGACACCUAACUAUAAGCAGUGUUCGUGGAGUUCACUGAAUUAUGGCAUAGACCUUGGAAAAAUUGCGGAGUGUACAUUCACAAAGAUGCGUUCGAACAGCGCCCUAAGAGUUUUGUUCAGUGGCUCGCUUCGGUUAAAGUGCAGAAGCGCGUGCUGUCAGCGUUGGUAUUUCACGUUCAAUGGAGCUGAAUGUUCAGGACCUCUUCCUAUUGAAGCCAUAAUUUAUUUGGACCAAGGAAGCCCUGAACUGAAUUCGACAAUUAAUAUUCAUCGCACUUCUUCUGUGGAAGGACUCUGUGAAGGAGUUGGUGCCGGACUAGUGGACAUUGCUAUCUGGGUUGGAACUUGCUCAGAUUACCCGAAAGGCGAUGCCUCUACGGGGUGGAAUUCAGUGUCUCGUAUCAUCAUUGAAGAGCUACCAAAAUAA